Molecule: messenger RNA, 5697 nt
Organism: Sorex araneus (European shrew)
Lineage: Eukaryota; Metazoa; Chordata; Mammalia; Eulipotyphla; Soricidae
Gene: NCAN
Product: neurocan
Exons: 15
Coding region: 139-4044 (1301 amino acids)
Biological process (GO): cell adhesion
Molecular function (GO): hyaluronic acid binding; calcium ion binding
Source: RefSeq, a predicted model, not a curated record
CUUUAUAAGCGCGCGGCGGCGCGGGCGAGCGGAGCGCAGGGCGCGGGGCUGGACCCGGUGCCGCGCGGGCCGAGCCGCGUCCUUUGUGCCGGCGGCCGAGCGCCCCGCGAUGCGUCCGAGCUAGGAACCAGGUCCAGGAUGGGGGCCCUGUGGGUCUGGGCCUUGGGCCUGCUGAUGCUACAGACACUGCUCUUGGAGGCUGCAGAACCAGGCACCCAGAGUAGCAGCGCAGACAAAGGACUCUACCUGCAGAAGCUGGGCCCUGGGCCGGUGCGCGCUGCGCUGGCUGAGCUGGUGGCUCUGCCCUGCCUCUUCGUCGUGCGGCCGCGGCCCGACGCCAGUCGAGAGGCGCCCCGCAUCAAAUGGACCAAGGUGCGCACGGCAUCUGGCCAGCGGCAGGACACACCCAUCCUGGUGGCCAAGGACAACGUCGUGCGCGUGGCCAAGGGCUGGCAGGGCCGCGUGUCGCUGCCAGCCUACCCCCGGCAUCGAGCCAACGCCACGCUCCUAUUGGGGCCCCUGCGCGCCAGCGACUCGGGCCUCUACAGCUGCCAAGUGGUGCGGGGCAUCGACGAUGAGCAGGACCUCGUGCCCCUCGAGGUGACCGGUGUUGUGUUUCACUACCGGGCAGCCCGGGACCGCUAUGCACUGACCUUCGCCGAGGCCCGGGAGGCAUGCCGCAUGGGCUCGGCCACCAUUGCUGCCCCACGCCAUCUGCAGGCCGCCUUUGAGGAUGGCCUGGACAACUGUGAUGCUGGCUGGCUCUCUGACCGCACUGUCCGGUACCCCAUCACCCAGUCGAGGCCUGGUUGCUAUGGUGACCGAAGCAGCCUUCCCGGGGUGCGGAGCUACGGCAGGCGUGACCCUCAUGAACUCUAUGAUGUGUAUUGCUUUGCCCGGGAGCUGGGGGGUGAGGUCUUCUACGUGGGCCCCGCCGGCCGCCUGACACUGGCCGGCGCGCGUGCGCAGUGCCGUCGCCAGGGUGCCACGCUGGCCUCGGUGGGGCAACUGCACCUGGCGUGGCAUGAGGGCCUGGACCAGUGUGACCCGGGCUGGCUAGCCGAUGGCAGCGUGCGCUACCCGAUCCAAACCCCGCGGCGGCGCUGCGGGGGUCCAGCCCCGGGCGUGCGCACGGUUUACCGCUUUGCCAACCGCACUGGCUUCCCGGCGCCUGCAGCCCGCUUCGAUGCCUACUGCUUCCGAGCUCAUCACCUGACACCUCCACACGGAGACCCAGAGCCCCGUUCUUCUGGGGAUGAGGGGGAGAUACUUUCUGCAGAAGGGCCCCCAGCCCGAGAACUGGAGCCCAGCCUGCCCGCAGAGGAGGAGGAGGAAGAGGAGGAGGAAGAGGAAGAGGAGGAGAAAGGGCUCCAGGAGACGGAGGUGGUCACCCCGGACUUCCGGGAGUUGAUGGUGUCCAGUGGGGAGGAAGAACCCAUGACGGUGCCUGAGAAGCAAGAGCUCCCAGGCACUCCCCACUCCACCCCGGGGGUCCCCACGCCGCCCUCCAUGCUCUCCCAGGUGGCCGGGCGCGUGUGGCCAAGCAGUGUGGCCCCUGAUGCCCACAGCGUGCAGGCAGCAGGCCCAGACACAGAAGAGACCCCAGCCAGCCCCCCGCCCAGGAAGAGGGGCCGUUUCAAGGGGUUGAACGGACGUCACUUUCAGCAUCAGGAGCCCCAACAGGGGCCAGAGGGGGCGCUGGACGCUCCUGCCCCAGAGGCCGCGGGGAACUAUGUGGAGCCCCCAAGGGCCACGGGAGCUGCGUCAGAGAGUGGCUGGAGCGAAGACCCCUGGGCCGUGCUGACCAACGAGGUGGAGGGCCCCAGAUCUGGCUCUGUUGGUGACAGGAGCCCCCCUGAGCCCUGGCUGUGGCCCCCCACUGGAGCCCCACUCGGCCCCCCAGACUCCAGUAGGGCCACUGACCUGCAUCCAGAGGCCACCCGGGGCCCUGGUCUGAAGGUGGCCAGCCCCACCCCUACCUGGGCCCUCAGCCCCUCGGAAACAUCGAGCCCUGCUCCUGGGGCAGUCAUUUCUCCGGACCUCCCCAUCGUGGCCAUGCUCCGGGCUCCCAAACUGUGGCUCCUGCCACCCCCGCCGGCCUCAGUCACCACUGAGACCCACGGGGUGGAGGGGCCCAGUGAGGACAUGGCCACUGCCUCAGAACCUGGGGCUGGCACCCAGGACCCUGUGGGUGCAGGCGGUCAUUUCCUGUCACCCUCCUCUCGCCCAGCCAGCCCCAGUGGGACCACAACCUUAAUGGCCCUCAGCCUGGAAGUGGGGGGCUCCCCAGCACCCUUGUGGGCAGAUCUGGAACCUCCAGCUGAGGCCAGUCCAAGUCCCCUCAGGGCAGACUCUGGGAGUGAGGGGGGAACCAGCCCCCCAGCUCCUCUGGCUGGGCAGGUGACGGAUGUCAUCUCUAGCCCGGCUGCCUCUGAUCCUGGAGUCCCCUCAUCUCCCGCCCCCGUGGAUGAGCUCUCACUUCCCACCCGAGACCUGGCGGACCUGCACCCCAACUCCACCUCCUCUGGAGGGCGUGGGGCAUCCUUGAUGCCCAGAGCCACCUUGCAUUUGGGGCCUUGGACCACAGCUGCAGGGCCACCUGCUGGUUACAGUGGGGAACCGGGGUCCUUGAUGCUGGCAGGCAGCCCAGGCCCCACACCGCGUGCUUCUGGGGCUGCAGACACACCCACAGGCACUUCCCCCAUGUCCCUGGACCCGAGGGAUGCAGUUGGGGUCCCAGUCAUAGCUACAGCUGCUUCUUCAAGUUCCCCACCCCCCCUGGAGCUGGAGAGCCCUGAACCCCGGCCCCGGGGGACACAGGUUGUGCUGGGGACUGCAGGCCCUCUGCCCCAGGGCAGCCCCCCAGGGAAGCCGACCCUCCUUCCUCCCGACUCCACACGCACAGCGAGCUUGGAGGAGCCCACGUCUGCUUUCUCAGGGGACUCCCCUGGCACCCUGUUGCCUGCCUCGCUGAGCCCAGGGACCAUGGAGUUGGAUGUGCUGGCAGGAAGCCCCGAUGUAGAGGGUUUCUGGGAGGAGACAGCCAGUGGCGAGGAGCUGGUCCCACUGGGGACCCCCACAAGCGGCAGUGCCCAGGAGGCGCCCCUGGACCCCUGUGAGAACAGCCCUUGUCUCCAUGGAGGCACGUGCAGUGCCAACGGCACCAUGUACGGCUGCAGCUGCGCAGUGGGCUUCGCCGGCGAGAACUGUGAGAUCGACGUGGAUGAUUGCUUGUCCAGCCCCUGUGAGAACGGCGGCACAUGCAUCGAUGAGGUCAAUGGCUUCGUCUGCCUCUGUCUCCCCAGCUAUGGAGGCAGCUCAUGCGAGAAAGACACUGAGGGCUGUGACCGUGGUUGGCACAAGUUCCAAGGACAUUGCUACCGAUACUUCGCCCACCGGCGGGCAUGGGAGGACGCCGAGAGGGACUGUCGACGAAGAGCUGGCCACCUGGCCAGCGUGCACUCAGAGGAGGAACACAACUUCAUUAACAGCUUUGGGCGUGAGAACACAUGGAUAGGCCUGAAUGACCGGAUAGUGGAGCGGGACUUCCAGUGGACGGACAACACGGCACUGCAAUAUGAGAACUGGAGAGAGAAGCAGCCUGACAACUUCUUUGCCGGUGGGGAGGACUGUGUAGUGAUGGUGGCGCAUGAAAGCGGGCUCUGGAAUGACGUGCCCUGCAACUACAAGCUGCCCUACGUGUGCGAGAAAGGCACAGUGCUGUGUGGACCCCCUCCGGCCGUGGAGAAUGCCUCCCCCGUGGGUGCCCGCAAAGCCAAGUACAACGUGCACGCCACCAUUCGCUACCAGUGCCACCCAGGCUUUGCCCAGCACCACGUGGCCGUGAUACGAUGUCGCAGCAAUGGCCACUGGGAGCGGCCUCAGAUCGUCUGCACGAGGCCCAGACGGUCCCAUCGCAUGCGGCGCCACCACGGCCACCACCCGCACCACCACCCACACCGCCACCGCCAGCCCGGCCAGGAGCGCAGGAAACGCCACGGGCGGCCUGAGGACUGGGACCCGGAGGGAGAGAACUUCUGCUGACGCGCCGCCCGGCAGAGCAAGCACAAGCUCCCGCACGCGGGCUCCGGAACCUUCUUUCCCAGGGCACUCAGAACCCAGAGAGCAACCAGAGGGCCCGAGUCCCGAUCCCUGCCCCCGACCCCACUUUCUGUCCUUUGUACAAAUCUUCCCCCCCCCCCCGCACCCCCCCCCCCGCCCCAUCCCCCUCGUUCGCAGGUGCUCACGCGGAGGUCGCGCUACCCGAAGUUGGCGCUAGGGGAGCCCUGGAGCGAGGCCCCGCCGGGAGCCGCUUCUGCCACCCCUCUGGGCUCGCAGAUGCCGGGGUAGAGCUGGCUGGAGCGACGGCCCUGUGCCUCGGCAGUGGGGGACUUCGGGGAGUCCCUCCAGUGACCCGGGCUGCCUCGGGGCCGCACCGCGUCCGCAUUCCAGGUGGCUAACCGCCUUGUCGCAGGGCCCACCCCCAGGUGCCCUUGGUUAGGGCCGUGGAGCGGUGUGGACUCAGCGUCCCCUAACUCCCCCGAAAAAGGGCCGGUCCAGGGCUGCGGUUUGGUGGCUCGUUGGUGGGGGCUCCAGGAGGCGGUUUCGGGCUGGGCCAGCCCACAGUUCUUCCCCCUCCAUCACUCAGGGAGACAACGAACCUCCAUCCCGCACCCACAGGGUGCCCCGUUUUCUAGCUCAGCGCCCAUCUCCCACCCUGCCAGCGGUACCCCUGUCCGAGUCCCCACCCCACCCCAGACUGGAGGGAAGGCUCACACUCUUCCUUAGCCCUAGCCUUGCCUCCCGCGCCAUUGCGCAGCCUGGACGUGCGCCCCCAGGAGGAGAAGGAAUAGAACUGCAGGCGGGAAGGUCCAUCCUCUCCAGCGGAGUCUGGGCGAGAUGUGGGACAUGCCGAAGGGGCAGGGGCAGGGCUCGGUCCACCUGCCCGGUGCCCCAGCCCCGCGGCCAGCCCCAGAGCAGCAGCCUGGAGCACCUGGGGAUGUAUCCCAACCCCCCUGCAGUGGACGAAGGGGUAGUAAGGGGGUCGAAGGAGCACACCCCGCCUGCCAGGUCACAUCCUGGGGGAGGCCAGCUUGGAGCAGAGGGUUGUCCGGUGGGGCCCAUGCCAGCACCUGCCCCUGGCGACCGCACGGUCCAUCCCUACAUGACCGAGCGAAGUCUCCUCUGUUUGACUUCCAGUACUGUUCCAGGGGGUGAGGUGGGCGACCCCCAAGUGUGCUCUCCCCACCCAAGUGGACCCCUGACAUGAUCUUCCAUCCUUCCCCGCAGUGACCACCCCUGUUUUCCCCGCAUCUUGCCCAGGGACCUGCUUUGCGCAUACCUUUUUUUUUGGGGGGGUAAUGAAACUGUAACAAUAAUAAUGCAUCUUUCUUCAUCCACCUCACACACAGACUUUUCUUCUAUGGGGGGUCCUGAUUCCUGCCCUUCUGGCCCCAGGCCAGCUCCACAUGGGAGGGCAACCCCAGAUUUUUUAAGUGGGUGGUUUGUCUUUUGUUCUCUCCUUGGGGUGUGAGUGCGUGUGCCUGCAUGGCGCGUGGGAGCGUGUGCUCGGCGCACGCAAGCCUCCCUCCGCGCUCGUUUGCCAUGAGCCACAGUGCCCCGUGAGUCUGUGGCAGAUGUCACUGUGGACAUGAAUGUACUUCUUGGACAUUUUAAUAAAAUUUUUUAACAGUUGGA